AUGACGCUGGACCUCAACCAUCGAACCGAAAUUCAGGUACGAAAACGAUCACGUACCUGUACGUGAGAGUAUAUAUAAACUACCAUACCUGCAAGGACAGGCUCAGUAAGGAUCAAGGCAAUUGUACUACUGUAUCUCCUCCAGAAACGGAUUGGGCAAGCGAAACGUUCCCGUCCACCAGCGUCGUUCAGAGAGUGGAUGCCAGGGAUGGCAAAACGCAAACGUUCCAGACCGGUCCAUUAUUGUGGGGAAAGAACCAGGGAUUCAUUGCCCCCGACCGUCACGAAGAAAUCGCCGCAUGA
This is a messenger RNA of Hymenoscyphus albidus, 302 nucleotides long. The record is from the annotation of a GenBank genome assembly. Lineage: Eukaryota; Fungi; Ascomycota; Leotiomycetes; Helotiales; Helotiaceae.